AUGGCGUCGCAACAAAGCCUCAUGAUAGCAAUACACAAACACAAGCUCAAGGAGCUGUGCGCUCGAGGUGUUAGAAUGUUGCCUAAGAAGCAUUUGUCGGGUGCUGAGAAAAGGAAAAAAAGAAAACGAGAAGAUCAGUUUAUUGAAUCGCAAAAGGGUGCUAUACAUAAGUUUUUUUCAGUUUCAAGUAAUGUUGUUUCCGGUGAUAAUCCUGAAGAUAUAGAUGAUUGUAGUACAGAAGAUCAAGGGCAGGAACCUAAUCAUAAUUUAAAUGCAGAAGUUGAUGUCAAUGAGGAUGGUACAGGGGAACAAAAUUUAUUGCCUUCAUCUGAUACUGAAAAUUCAAAUGCUGAUGAACAAAAAGAUUCUUUGUUAGCUAUCUAUGAUCCUAGAACAUGGGACAAUCUUGACAAUAGGGGAAGAGAUAUCUUAAUUGAAAAAGGACCUGUGAGAGAAUUGAAUUUGCAGUUUCCUUCGGAUAGUAGUGGUAGACAUUUUUCAUAUGCUUACUACUCCAGGAAGUUAAGUAAUGGUGAGGUUGUUGAUAGAAAGUGGUUGGUUUACUCUAAGCAUGUGGAUAAAGUUUACUGUUUUUGCUGUCGAUUGUUCAAAUCAAAUCAGACCAAAACUUUGUUGGCAUAUGAUGGAUUGAGGGACUGGAAGCAUCUCAGUGGGAGACUCAAACAACAUGAGAACAGCGUUGAGCAUAUGACAAAUAUGAAUACGUGGAAUGAACUUAGGUUGAGGUUAAGGAAAAAUCAGACAAUUGAUGAUGAUUUGCAACGGGAAAUUGCAAAGGAAAAAGAGCGUUGGAGACAGGUUUUGGUAAGAAUAGUUUCUGCUGUGAAGUUUCUUGCUAAACAUAAUUUGGCCUUUCGAGGAUCCAAUGAGAAACUUUAUCAGGAUAACAAUGGUAAUUUUCUAGGCACAAUUGAAAUGAUUGCUGAAUUUGAUUCUGUGAUGCAAGAACAUAUUAGGCGCAUUCAAAAUAAUGAAAUUCAUCAUCAUUAUCUUGGCCACAAUAUUCAGAAUGAGUUAAUUUCUAUUCUUGCUCAUGCCGUGAAAAGUUUUAUUUUAAGGAUCAUCAAGGAUGCCAAGUAUUUCUCUAUUAUCUUGGAUUGUACCCCAGAUGUUAGCCAUGAAGAACAAAUGACUCUAAUUGUGCGGUGUGUUAACAUGUCAAGUAACAUUCCGAGAGUGGAGGAGUUCUUUCUAGAGUUCUUAAAGGUGGAUGACACAUCAGGAUUGGGGCUUUUUAAUGAAUUGAUGAAUGCAUUGGACUCUCUUGAUUUGAAUGUCGCUGAUGUGAGAGGUCAAGGUUAUGACAAUGGUUCUAACAUGAAGGGAAAACACCAAGGUGUUCAGAAGCGUUUGCUUGAAAUUAAUCCAAGAGCAUUAUAUAUGCCAUGUGCAUGUCAUAGUCUAAAUCUCACUCUUUGUGAUAUGGCGAAAUCUUGCAGCAAAGCUAUUUCAUUCUUCGGUGUUAUACAACGGAUAUAUGCAUUGUUUUCAUGUUCUACUAAAAGGUGGAAGAUUUUGCUUGACAAUGUUCCAGAACUAACUGUCAAAUAUUUGUCUAAUACUCGUUGGGAGAGUCGAAUAAACAGUGUACAAGCUAUCAGGUACCAAACUCCCCAAAUAAGGUCAGCUUUGUUGGAACUGGAGACAUCUUCUACUGAUGACCCAAAAGCAGUGAGUGAUGCUCAAUCUUUGAUAACUGCACUUGAGAAUUUUGAAUUUUUAGUUGAAGCCAUUGCAUCUGAAUUGGAUGUAGAGCCAAAAUUUCCUACAAAACGUCAAGGUAAAAGAAAGAAGCAUUUUGAUGAAGAAAAUGACCUAAAUGAAGAAACACAGUCAGCUAUAGAAUCCUUCAGAGUUAAUUACUUUCUAGUCAUGAUUGAUGUUGCAAUUGCUUCAUUGACUAAUCGAUUUGAGCAGUUGAAGGCAUUUGAAAAUGUGUUUGGUUUCUUAUUCAACUCAAAAAAUCUAAAGUCCUUGGAUGAUACUGAUCUACGAAAACAUUGCACUACUUUUGUAGAAGCUUUUUCUCAUGUUAACUCAUCUGAUGUUGAGUUAAAUGAUUUUUUCUCUGAAUUAAAAGUGCUGCAAGUAAUUUUGCCAGAUGUUUUGAUGUCAGCACCUGAGAUUCUUCAGUUUGUUAUAGCUGCAGAUUGCUAUCCAAAUGUCUCUGUUGCCUAUCGGAUCCUCUUAACUGUACCUGUGACUGUAGCUUCAGCUGAAAGAAGUUUCUCAAAAUUAAAAUUACUGAAAAACUAUUUGAGGUCAACUAUGUCACAGGAAAGAUUGAAUGGUUUGGCUAUGUGCUGCAUUGAGAAGAAUGUCUUGGACAGCAUUGAUCUCGAUAUUGUCCUUAAUGAUUUUGCAUCAAGAAAUGCCCGAAGGAAUUGUUUUUUAUGA
Phragmites australis (common reed) is the source of this 2418-nucleotide messenger RNA. RefSeq lists its product as uncharacterized. Bases 1 to 2418 code for a protein of 805 amino acids. NCBI's taxonomy places the organism in Eukaryota, Viridiplantae, Streptophyta, Magnoliopsida, Poales, Poaceae. The transcript is spliced from 3 exons. The record is from RefSeq and is a predicted model, not a curated record. Gene Ontology annotation, molecular function: protein dimerization activity.